UGCUGCUGCCGCCGCCGCCCGCCCGCCCGCCGCCGCCGCCGCCGCCGCCGCCUGGAUAUAGUGCGGCAAGGCGCGGAGCUUGCAGUCACUUUGCGAGGAGGAGCGCGCGGGCUGCGGGCGGCUGGGGCAUCCCCGGGAGCGGCGGCGGGCUCAGCAGCGGCGGCCGUGGCAGCGGAAGGUUCCCUCUCCUCCGGGGCUGGACUUAAUAACUUUGGAACUGUCCGCCGGUGUCACGUCCUGAACAUGAGCCUCCACCUCUCCUUCUACCUGCUCGGGUUGCUUGUCAGUAGCGGGCAAGCUCUUCUUCAAGUGACAAUUUCACUUAGCAAAGUAGAGCUUAGUGUGGGUGAAUCUAAAUUCUUCACAUGUACAGCAAUUGGUGAGCCUGAGAGUAUAGAUUGGUAUAAUCCUCAAGGAGAAAAGAUCAUUUCAACACAGAGGGUUAUGUUACAGAAGGAAGGGGUCAGGUCACGACUAACCAUCUAUAAUGCAAACAUAGAAGAUGCGGGUAUCUAUCGCUGCCAAGCAACGGAUGCCAAAGGACAGACGCAAGAAGCUACAGUAGUUUUGGAAAUUUACCAAAAACUCACCUUCAAAGAAGUGGUGUCCCCUCAAGAAUUCAAGCAAGGGGAGGAUGCAGAAGUGGUCUGUAGGGUUAGCAGUUCCCCGGCCCCAGCGGUCAGCUGGCUGUAUCACAACGAGGAAGUCACCACCAUUCCCGACAAUCGGUUUGCUGUGCUUGCAAACAAUAACUUGCAGAUUCUCAACAUCAAUAAAAGUGAUGAAGGUAUAUACAGAUGUGAAGGAAGAGUAGAGGCUAGGGGAGAGAUUGAUUUCCGGGAUAUCAUUGUUAUUGUUAAUGUUCCACCAGCAAUUGUGAUGCCCCAGAAGUCCUUCAACGCUACUGCAGAGAGAGGAGAAGAGAUGACCUUAACCUGCAGGGCCUCAGGCUCUCCAGAUCCUACCAUCUCUUGGUUUAGGAAUGGCAAGCUCAUUGAAGAAAAUGAAAAAUACACUUUAAAGGGCAGUAAUUCAGAGCUCACUGUCAGGAACAUAAUCAAUAAAGAUGGCGGCUCUUAUGUCUGCAAAGCCACAAACAAGGCAGGAGAAGACGAAAAGCAGGCCUUCCUACAAGUCUUUGUACAGCCUCAUAUAUUACAACUUAAAAAUGAGACGACGUCUGAGAAUGGUCAUGUCACACUCAUCUGUGAAGCAGAAGGCGAGCCUGUUCCAGAAAUCACAUGGAAAAGAGCAGUGGAUGGCAUCACGUUUUCUGAAGGUGAUAAGAGCCCAGAUGGCCGUAUUGAAGUCAAAGGGCAGCAUGGACACUCAUCGCUGCACAUCAGAGAUGUGAAGUUAUCGGAUUCAGGGAGAUAUGACUGUGAGGCUGCGAGUAGAAUUGGUGGGCACCAGAGGAGCAUGCACCUUGACAUUGAAUAUGCUCCUAAGUUUGUUUCAAAUCAGACAAUGUAUUACUCCUGGGAAGGAAAUCCAAUCAAUAUUAGUUGUGAUGUGAAAUCAAAUCCACCGGCAUCAAUCCAUUGGCGAAGAGAGAAAUUAGUCUUACCAGCUAAAAAUACCACUCAUUUAAAGACCUACAGUGUAGGAAGAAAGAUGAUACUAGAGAUUGCCCCUACAUCGGAAAAUGACUUUGGACGAUAUAACUGCACUGCUACUAACCGUAUAGGCACAAGAUUUCAGGAGUAUAUUCUUGAAUUAGCAGAUGUACCCUCUAGUCCCCAUGGAGUGAAGAUUAUAGAGCUGUCCCAGACUACAGCCAAGAUCUCCUUCAACAAACCCGACUCCCAUGGAGGUGUGCCUAUUCAUCACUAUCAACUGGAUGUCAAAGAAGUGGCAUCAGAAACCUGGAAAAUAGUACGCUCCCAUGGAGUUCAAACAAUGGUUGUUUUGAGCAGCCUGGAACCAAAUACGACUUAUGAAAUCAGGGUUGCAGCAGUAAAUGGAAAAGGGCAAGGGGACUACAGCAAAACAGAAAUAUUCCAGACACUGCCAGUCCGGGAGCCAAGUCCUCCUUCCAUACAUGGACAGCCAAGCAGUGGGAAGAGUUUUAAAAUCAGCAUCACCAAACAAGAUGAUGGAGGGGCCCCUAUUUUAGAAUACAUUGUGAAAUACAGAAGUAAAGAUAAGGAAGACCAGUGGCUGGAGAAGAAGGUUCAGGGGAAUAAAGACCACAUCAUUUUGGAACAUCUGCAGUGGACGAUGGGCUAUGAGGUGCAAAUCACAGCUGCCAACAGACUGGGGUACUCUGAGCCCACCGUGUAUGAGUUCAGCAUGCCCCCAAAGCCGAACAUUAUUAAAGACACACUUUUUAAUGGUCUUGGGCUAGGAGCCAUCAUUGGCCUUGGAGUCGCUGCCCUUUUGCUAAUCCUCGUGGUGAUAGAUGUCAGCUGCUUCUUCAUUCGACAAUGUGGGUUACUGAUGUGCAUUACCAGAAGAAUGUGCGGGAAGAAAAGCGGCUCCAGUGGAAAGAGCAAAGAACUUGAAGAAGGAAAGGCAGCAUACCUGAAAGAUGGAUCAAAAGAACCAAUCGUGGAAAUGAGAACAGAGGAUGAAAGAAUCACAAAUCAUGAAGACGGGAGUCCGGUCAACGAGCCAAAUGAAACCACACCGCUAACAGAGCCUGAAAAACUGCCUUUAAAAGAAGAAAAUGGGAAAGAAGUCCUAAACGCAGAAACUAUAGAAAUUAAAGUGUCUAAUGACAUCAUCCAGUCUAAAGAAGAUGACAGUAAAGCGUAACCGCAAGUCUCAAUGGCUUGGUCAGCACCACAAAGAGCAAGGGGAUUUCAGUGACAGUAUGACCAAACCUAUUCCAUUGACCUUAAUUUCUGGGGAAACGUCUAGCUUGGAAUAGCUUGUACACAUAUACAUAUGAUCAACUCCUCCUGCCACAGUCCAUUUCCUUCUGUUGUUGUUGUUGUGGUUGUUUAUUUUUGUUAAGAAUUUUGGUAUAAAGGCUUGAUUGGCACCAGUUUUGGGGUAUCAGCUUGAUUCUAUGACUGAAGUACUACAAUUUAUUAUAUGGCUAAAGUGCUUUUCUUUUAAAAAUUUUGUCUCACAUGACACCAACAGAUGUAUUUCAGCUCCCUAGACUAAUAGGUUGUAAGUGGAAGGCAGAGCAAAAGCAUUGUAAGCUAAAUGUGUACGGAAGCCCUGCAUGUUCAUGAAUCUUAUCUUGGGCAAACACACGAUUGAAGUGGCUUUCAGGUUAAAAUGAAGGCACAUAAUAAAGGUUAUACAUUUAUCAGGAGAAUUUCACGGAACCCAGGCUUGAAGGAGUAAGUUGGUUAUUUUUUGCAGAUAUUAGAAAUUGAAAAAAUGUUGGAGAACUCUUUUCAACUUAUGACCACAUUGCAUUUUCCACAUUGAUCUUGGAUACACUGAUACCAGGCCAAAAUUGUUACACAUCUAAAAGAAGAUUAGUUGUGUGUAAAAUUAGAUUAGAAAAACUCCCUAAAUUCUUUUUAUGUAUACCAUAUUCACUCACAGUGGAUUACGCAAAAAGUAAAUGUAUUACAAGUAAAAAUGGUAUUGAUUUCUGCCCUCAGCUUCAAAUAAAGUGAAUUUAAAUGGGAAAAUAUCAAUAUGCUGUCUUGAUAUAUUUAUAAAUACAUGAUUAUUUUUAUUUAUACAAUAAUUUAUCAAAAAUAAAGUUGUUUUCAAGUACUUCGAGUCAUAUUAGAUAUGUUUUGGUGUACAGAUUUAGGCGGUCAUUUUUAUUAUAUGUCCCUUAUUAAAUGAAAGUGGCUAAUGGAUAUUAAAAGUACAUGGUAAAGUGAAUUUAUUAAACAUUCAAAUGUGCCAGAAGAGAAAUGAGCGAUUGAAAUGCUACUAUUGUUUUAUUUUCAAACGGUGUAUUUUAAAAUACAUUCUAAACCCAUUUUAAAAUAUUUAAUAAACAGCUAUGGUUGAAGCAAUCAUUUAACUAUCAACAUAGACUUUCUAAUUCCCUUCUUAAGGACUAUACAAGAAUAUGAUAGUUACUAACUUACACACUAUGCAAACUUCUUAGGUCAAAGUCUGAACUAUGAUUUAACUCACGUGAAAGGAAAAACACGUUUAUGGCUGUCAAUAAACGUAAGUGAGCAGCAGAGUUUAGAUAAUUUCUUAAGUCAGAGUUGCUAAGGUUUCUAUGUUCUCCCUCCUCCUCAUGACCUUUGGUAUUCUGGUAUCAAGUGAAUAGCUCCAAUAUUGAUGCAUUGGAGAAUACAUUCUGAUAGUUCAUUGGAGGAAUAUUUUUAACAGUGAAGACAGACCUGCUUUUACACCAUCUCUCUUUAGAGGUAAUUUCAUGAAAAUUAGAUACCAUAUUAGUGCCACUCUGGAAUACUUUUAUUUAUAAAGUGCUUAAACUUGUCAUCCAAGGAGAGAAAAAUGAUUUAUUGUAUCUUGUACCUCAUCUGCUGGCUGUCAGCUAGACUGAAUGUGCCCAACUGCAUAUAAAGAUGCUGUAAUCUCCACAGUGCUUUUCUGGAAAUUCAGGGUUAAUGCAGGGAUCUCUCCUUGCUGCCCAUCCUGGCAUAUUCUGAACAGAGAGAGAGAGAGAAACCCCGCCCCCCAAAAAAAGAGAAAUCUGUGCCUAUUUAAGAAUCUGAGCAGAGACUAAAAUAAGCAAACAAACCAGUUUAACCCUUUGACAAACUUGAUUAUCAAACACAUUCUUGAUAGAUUUGCCUGGGAUGUUUAGCUUAUGUUUGUCUGGUCAUUUCAGUUUCAGGUUUUAGUUGUACUUCAUUUUGCUUGUUUUAUUUUUGUACCAAAUGUGCUAAAACUAGUCGAAAUACUUGAAUUUUUUUGUGUAAAGUGAACAGGCUUAUUAGUGGUGUCUAUGAAGCAAUAGCCAUGAACACUGAUUUUUCCUGGAUAGAACCACAUGGUUUUAAACUAACGAUAUUAAAAUAAUUUGUAUGGCUGAUAAAGCAAUUUCGCAUGUUUAGAAUUGUCAUAUUUGUGCUAUAUCACAGGAACAGAGAAUUCAGAAAAACAAAUUUUUUGUGUGUUUUCUCAAUUUGAAGCUUUAGUUUCUUCAUGUCUUCAGAUUUUCUAUGAAAAGAAACUGAAUUAAAUUUAUAUACUUAGUGUUAAAUUUCUUGUCCAUCUUAUGGAGUCAUUCGGUAACUUUGGAUAGAGUUCAUGCCCAAUUUCAGUUGUUUGGGAGAUGCUGAACCAGUACUGUCCUUGAAAUCAAUGCUCUGCAGACAACAUAUUAAUGUGGUAAACAUUUUAAAAUUUCAAAGAAAUUCUCCUAAAAUGACACAAUUUGUAAAGUUUCCAAAUAAGAAUGUCAUAUAGUGAAUUCUCAACUUAUGAGUAGCCUGAAAUGAUUUCUUAUUUUUUUUAAUCUUGUUUUAGAGUAAAUGAAUUUAUGUAACUUUUACUAUCUGAAAGUCCAGUUCCAUAUAAUAAUCAAGUGUCCACUAGACAAAAUUUAGGUAUUGUUAAGAUCAUCUAAACUUCAUGCCAAUUUAAACACAGAACAAAUGUAAGGUUGGGAGCAGACAAAAAAUGACAAUCUCUAUUCGACACCCCAUAAGAGGAAGUUUUAAUAUUUGAAUUUUAAUACAUAUUUUAUUUUUAAAAUCGAUGCAAAUGUGUCAAAGCAAUUUACAAUGAUUUUUGAAUGUGUUAAAAUUGUGAUUUCAACAGGUUAAUUUAUUAUUUUGUGGAUAAUAUAUAUUACUGUUCUAUUUAUACUAAUGUCUAACAUUAACAGUCUUUAAAACUUUUAUUUUUUUAAUAUUAAUAACUACAUCAUUUUUGAAAGACUUUUGAUCCAACAAAUGUCAUAUGAAUCUUAGUCUUUGUGUUAAUCAUCUAUAUAAUAUGAUAUUAGUUAUCAAAUAAAUUAUAAAUUCCAGCAAUUAAUUGUAUAUUAAAAUUAUCUUUUUGUUUUGAAUAAUUAACUGGUAUUUGUGCCUUUACAUUAGCAUGGCAUUCAAUUAAAGAAAAAUUACAACUACUAUCACUAUUUACAAGUUUUGAUCAUACAUGUGACUUUAAAGCUGGAUUUUUUACAAUCAAUGAAUAAACUUUGUUCCAACCUCUUUCCCUGAGACACAAAAUCCAAAUAUAUAUAUAUAUAUUCAAGUUUAUUUUCACUUAUAAUAAAACAGUACUGUAGUCCAACCACGAGAUACUUCAGUUGGUUAUAUAUUGUUUUUCUAGGUGAUAAGUCCAGAUUGGGAAAACCGUGAUGUUAGCACUAAGAAAUACACCAGAUGCUAUUUAGAAUCAGGGCAAUUACUGUGGGGUCACUUGGGUCUUCAUUGUUGCUGUUGAGAUCAUAAAUCAUCUAUGUGAAGAUAAGAUAAACAAGAUCAAAAUAUCUAUAAUUGAAAUAUUAGAAAAUUUUACAUUUUUAAUUUAAAAAAUAUUGGUGAAGCAUAUCAUAGUUAUUUAAAAUUACAUUAUUUUUCAUGGAGUAUGAUGUAAAUGCUUAGUUUGUUUUCCAAAUAGAGUUCUGAAUUUUUUUAACAAACUCUAUAGAUGCUGAAAAUCAUUUUACAAUGAGAAUUUUCUUAUUUAUCUCCAAUUUCUAUUUCUUAAUUAACUGUUUGGAAUAUUAUGUCUAAAAUUGAAAUAGCAUAUAGAUAUAUUUACAUAUGCUAAGCUUAAAUUGUGGUUGGAUAAAAAUUCAAAUUUAAUCACAGAAGUUAAAUUAUUCAAGAUAAUAUUUAUAUAUAUAUAUAUAUGGUCUUAAUAAUAUUCUAAUAUGAGACAACCAUUUGUUUGUAUAAACACAAAUAUUAUAAAGGCCUAGCAAUAGUAAGUGCUGAGUACAUAUAAUUUUCUUCCAGGCUCCACCCUUUUUUGGUUUAAUAUUAUAUUUACCCAUUAAGAUGCAGAUAUUUAACAACAGUCUACAAAAUUACUAAAAUAAUAACUCUCUUCAUAUAAUAGUCUCUGACUUUUAUAUUAUAUAUAAUAAAUAUUUAUUUGAUAACAUAUAUAAUAUUCUCAAAAAAGCUCAUUAUUUCUAUAUACCUUUAUAAUAAUUUAAAUCAUUCAGUUAAUACAGUUUCUUUAAUUUUCUUUAUUUUACAACAGUUUUGUAGUUACUGACCAGACAUUGUUCAUUGGUGAUUAUUAUAGAAAUUGGCCAUGUAAAUUUAUAUAUCACAACUUUAUUCGUUUCUUACUUACAAACUCAUACUUUCAGUGUCUAAUUUUAGCCUUGCAUGGAAGAAAAAUGAUAAAGCAAUGAUGCUUGAAGCAUUUCUAUCAAUACCAAACUGAAGAAUUAAGGGAAAAGGAAAUGAAAUUAUCAGGAGAAUGAAUUUCCUGGUUUAGAAGAGACACAGAAAUGCCUAAUAGAAGAAUAAAAUCAUUUUAAGUGAAUAUUCAGGCCAAUAAUCGUAGAGCAAAGACAAAACAGUAAGGGCAUCUGGAAGUCUAUGUAAGCAGAGAUAGACUUUAUAAUUCAAUUUGCAAACAGAAUAUUUAACAACAUGCUACAGUAACAAUAAUAUCACUAAAAACAAAAACAACUAUUUUGCAUCUUCAAAAAAUGUUAUUGGUUAGGAUUUGUCUCUAACCCCUUUGAGAAUUUAAUCAACUUCAUAAUAAAAAUAAUUAAAAAACCACAUUUGGAGGUAUGUGAAUUUGAUUCUCUAUUCAAUAAUAUUAAAACACGCAGUCCUUUUUAUUUUUUUUAACUUAUACAUUCUGUCCAAAUUCUGUAUAGGUAACUCUCUUGUUUUCUUAUUAUUUCAAUAUAAUAUGUCCCUAUGAAAUGCUGUAUAUAUAUGUUUAAACUGUAAAAAGUAUACUGCAAAUGUUGAAGUUUUGUAUUUAUGAGAGACAUUGAAAGUAUGGCUUAUGGUAUUUCAAAAUUGUCACUCUUCACCAUUUGUAUAUUAAUAGUAAAGAUACUUUUACUUUACUAAA
Molecule: messenger RNA, 7905 nt
Organism: Peromyscus californicus insignis
Lineage: Eukaryota; Metazoa; Chordata; Mammalia; Rodentia; Cricetidae
Gene: Ncam2
Product: neural cell adhesion molecule 2
Exons: 18
Coding region: 244-2757 (837 amino acids)
Biological process (GO): cell adhesion
Cellular component (GO): membrane
Molecular function (GO): protein binding
Source: RefSeq, a predicted model, not a curated record